UCCUGUAGAUAGGGGCAGAGUUUGGCGUGUGAGAGUGGGAGAUGGACCGAGGGCGCUCUUCCGAGUAGCAGAGGCGAAGAGCGACUCGAAUAGCAAGAACUGUUGAAAUAAUAGAUGAGAUUGGGUCUGCGAUAGCCUAAAACAAGAACAAAUAAGCCACCCAUCUUUCACGUCUACUUCACACACAUUAACACGGCAUUGAUGGUAAUGUAUGCAAGGAAACAACCGAGACUCGGCGAUGGGUGCAACGACCGAAGGGACUCUCAGCCCUACCAGACUCUUAAAUACUCAUCCAAGAGUCACCCAGGUAGCGAUCAUCGACAUGAGAAGAUGCGGGACAACAAUGAUGCCACCCCACCAUGUAAAAUACUCCGGCGGUCUGACAGUCCCGAAAAACACAUCGACAGCACUGGUCACGCUAGACCAAAAGCUAUCCACCCACACCGGGGAAGAGAGCGAGACGGUGGGACCAUUAUUUCCCCUCAAGAGAACUCACACAACCACAGUUCCCUGCACAGCUCCAACUCGCACUCGAACCCCAACAAAUCAGACACACCAUAUGAUCCUGCGGAUGACUGGUCAGAACACAUCAGCUCUUCAGGGAAGAAAUACUACUACAACUGCAGAACAGAGGUGUCACAGUGGGAGAAACCCAAAGAGUGGCUGGAGAGAGAACAGAGACAGAAGGAGGCGACUAAAGUGGCAACAGGGACGGCAGCAGUGGUCAACAGCUUCCCUAAAGACAGGGACUACAGGCGCGAGGCCAUGCAGCCGGCCCCCGCCAGCUUCUCCAGCACCAAGUCGGUGGUUGCCACAGAAAAGCCUUCCUCUCUCACCCCUUCCUCCUCUUCCUCAUCCGCUGCUGUGUCUGGCCUAAGUGCCGUCAAUCCUGCUAGCUCUGCCUCUAGUUCUACAAUUCCAGUUUCUCCGGUAAUGCAGUCACCAGCUACGCCCACCAUCCUUCAAGACCCCUCCCUCCUACGCCAGCUCCUCCCAGCUCUGCAGACGGCGCUGCAGUUGAACAAUGCCAGCGUGGACAUGGCGAAGAUCAAUGAAGUUCUCACAGCGGCAGUAACGCAGGCAUCGCUGCAGUCGAUGCUCCACAAGAUCCUGACCGCUGGUCCGUCUGCCUUCAACAUCACAACCCUGCUGUCCCAGGCUGCUCAGGUCUCUAGCCAAGCCCAGCAGUCCAGUCAGUCUCCGAUGUCUCUGACGUCAGACGCUUCUUCCCCACGGUCGUAUGUCUCUCCCAGGAUCAGCACACCCCAAACGAACACAGCACCCCUCAAACCCCCCCUCAGCACCACGCCCGUCUCCUCCCAGUCUAAGCACCAGGUAAACGCUCUUGGGGUUAAGUCCAGUUCUCUUCCUCCGCCUUCAUCGCAGCAACCCCUCCCCUCAGACAAACAGCAUGACAGCAGCACCUCUCCACGGACACUGCAGAGACAGAGCAGUCAGCGAAGCCCCUCGCCCAGUCCCAACCACGUGAGCGCCAGCAACAGUGGCAGUAAUAACGGCGGUAGUGCGGCGCAGGGUGGCAACGUAGCGGGCGGGCCGGUGCCUACGGGCCCCGUGGCGGCCGGCGCUGGUGCGAGCAGACCCACCUCCUCCUUCACCCCCUCCCUGGCUGCGCACUUUAACGAGAGCCUGAUUAAACACGUGCAGGGCUGGCCCGCGGAACACGUGGAGAAACAGGCGGUCCAGGCCUCGCGGUUACGGGAGGAGGCCCACACCAUGGGCAGCCUCUACAUGUCUGAGAACUGCACGGAGCUGAAGAACCUGCGCUCACUGGUGCGGGUGUGCGAGAUCCAAGCCACACUGCGCGAACAGAGGAUACUUUUUUUGCGACAACAAAUUAAAGAACUUGAAAAGUUGAAGAAUCAGAACUCCUUCAUGGUUUGAGAACUCUGGGUUUCUUUGGUGUGGUGUUUUGAACGGAAGGAGAUAAGAGGUAGGGGAAUGAGUGGGGAACCCAUUUUGUGCACACGGAACCCUGGAGAAUAACAGUUCUGUUGUGCUCUGUUCUGGGCCCAGUCUUAACCCUUGAGCUGCAGUGGGCUGUGGAUUGAGGGUCGGGGACGGUGGGAGUGGUCAGAGAAGGCCACGGGCCAGCCCGGGUGGAGUGCUUUUGGGACUUGCUCUUGCCAGGCAUCCUGUAUAAUGUAGAUUUCUUGUAGAUGUUAUUUCCAUGUUGUAAAUAUGUUUUGUAGAGGAAGCCAUGCCUAUCAGAAAAGCUUUUGACAUCCAAAUGUUGAGAACUAAUCAGCACCGAUAUGGACUGAGGGUCCCCAGUGUCUCCAUUCCUCCAUGUGCGAAAAUCUGACUGCAGCAAAACCUCAUUUUGAAAAACAGAAUCCAAAAGCGCACUUCAGAAUAAUUCUCCAUGAGCCAUUGCCUUGAGCAUGUACAAGAUCUGCAUGGAAAAAUGGUGGAUGAUCCAGUGGGGGCCACUAGUGGGGAUGAGGACGCACAGCCACGCGGACAUGCGUGCGCGCGCGCACACGCACGCCCUUUGUCUUCUGACCAUGCACUCCUCCACGUUCUAAAACCAGUUUUACUUUCCCAUUCUCUCUGUGCGUAAUGGUAAUGAUGCUAAAUGGUUAACUGAACUUUUUCCCCCCCUAUCUGUUCCUUUCACUGGUUGCACUGUAAUGGUACCACUACCCACCCCAUGCAAUUUCAAAGGGUUUAGAUCAUGUCUGUGCCCAAUGGUUCAGUGGUGUCUAAACUGCCCCGAUGGCCCAGCUGUGCCCUCUGUCAACAUCAGUGCCCGCCUGUGUGGAGGAGAAUGUGUAGGCGAGGAACUGGGGGGGGGCAAGUCCUAGCUCAGUGAGCGAGAGGGAGACUGACGGGGAGAAGGCUUCAAAGCCCAGCCCACCUGCCACCCAGUUUGACUUCAGUUAAGAAUGGUGGAGUCGUCCAGUUGUCACCAAGACCUUUUUUUUUUUUUUAUUAUAGUUGUUUACCAGACUUUCCAAUGAGUUUAUUUUUCGUAUUUCUUUUCCUUACUCUUAUUUUUGUUUAAACUGUAUUUUUAAAAAAAAGUGAGUUUUGCAACUUGCAUUUAAAUCCAAGAGCUCAUUCCUUUGUACAGUUGCUAAGUAAUAAUGGAGUUUAAAAAAAAAGUUUUAUUAAAAGUUGCAGUGAUUUACUAGUAUAUCAUAUGUCGUAUUCAUAAAUUAUUGCCACACAUUUUCCUUUGCACCCUGAUUGGACAGAGUGGAGCCAGUGCUACUGAAUAGGAGAAAACUCACGGAUGAGGACUGGACAUAACCAACCCCGCUACGUCAGAAUCAGGGCAGGGUCACCUGGGGUCAGAAGGGCAAAUGUGAAAUGUAUGUAUUGUAAUAAACAUGCUAAAGUAAAACUGA
Molecule: messenger RNA, 3371 nt
Organism: Electrophorus electricus (electric eel)
Lineage: Eukaryota; Metazoa; Chordata; Actinopteri; Gymnotiformes; Gymnotidae
Source: RefSeq, a predicted model, not a curated record